GGCGGCCAUUACGGAUUUCCGCCUCCCUCACAGAAAGCGGCGCGGCAACGUGCGUGACCUCUCUUACGUCACAUCCGGCCCUUGCGAUCCAGGGUCGCAGAACCCGCGGGAUGAAGUGCGUGUUUGUUACCGUAGGGACCACCAGCUUUGACGACCUCAUUGCGUGUGUGUCAGCGCCCGACAGUCUACAAAAAAUCGAGAGCCUUGGUUACAGCCGACUUAUCCUGCAAAUUGGUAGAGGAACGGUGGUACCUGAACCCUUCAGUACUGAGUCAUUUACUCUGGAUGUUUACAGGUACAAGGAUUCCUUGAAAGAAGAUAUUCAGAAAGCUGAUCUUGUUAUUAGUCACGCAGGUGCAGGAAGCUGUUUGGAGACUCUGGAAAAAGGCAAGCCACUCGUGGUAGUUAUAAAUGAAAAGCUGAUGAACAAUCAUCAGCUGGAACUGGCAAAACAGCUACACAAAGAGGGUCAUCUCUUCUAUUGUACCUGCAGGGUCCUGACUUGUCCUGAGCAAGCCAAGUCCAUUGCUUCUGCUCCUGGGAAGUGCCAAGAUUCUGCGGCGCUGACUUCAACUGCCUUCUCAGGCCUAGACUUUGGGCUGCUUUCCAGAUACCUGCAUAAACAAGCUCUUGUCGCUGCUGCCCAUCCUCCCUGCACCCUACUUUUUCCAUCUUACCACACUUUUUUCCCUCUCCCUCUCACCCCCACCCUGUACAAAAUGCAUAAAGGAUGGAAAAACUACUGCAGCCAGAAGUCUUUGAAUGAGGCAUCAAUGGAUGAAUAUUUAGGCAGCUUAGGGCUGUUUCGAAAGCUGACUGCCAAGGAUGCCUCUUGCCUCUUUCGGGCUAUUUCGGAGCAGUUAUUUUGCAGCCAGGUCCAUCAUCUGGAAAUCAGGAAAGCUUGUGUCUCAUAUAUGAGGGAAAAUCAACAAACUUUUGAGUCUUAUGUGGAGGGAUCUUUUGAGAAAUACCUGGAACGGUUGGGAGAUCCCAAGGAAAGUGCUGGCCAGCUGGAAAUAAGAGCACUUUCUCUAAUUUAUAAUCGGGAUUUCAUUCUUUAUCGCUUUCCUGGAAAACCUCCAACUUAUGUCACAGAUAAUGGCUAUGAAGACAAGAUUCUACUCUGCUAUUCAAGUAGUGGUCACUAUGAUUCUGUGUACUCAAAACAAUUUCAGUCAAGUGCAGCUGUUUGUCAGGCUGUAUUAUACGAAAUUCUCUAUAAAGAUGUAUUUGUUGUGGAUGAAGAAGAGUUGAAAACUGCGAUUAAAUUGUUUCGAAGUGGUUCUAAGAAAAACAGAAAUAAUGCUGUGACUGGGAGUGAGGAUGCCCAUACUGUCUACAAGAGUUCAAAUCAGAAUAGGAUGGAAGAGUGGGGUGCCUGCCGCAAUGCUGAAAAUAUACCAGAGGGCUACAAUAAAGGAACAGAAGAAACCAAGUCUCCAGAAAAUCCAUCAAAGAUGCCCUUCCCCUAUAAGGUGCUGAAAGCCCUGGAUCCAGAAAUCUAUCGUAAUGUAGAGUUUGAUGUUUGGUUGGACAGCAGAAAAGAACUUCAAAAAUCUGAUUACAUGGAGUAUGCUGGGAGACAGUACUAUUUGGGAGACAAGUGUCAGGUUUGCUUGGAAUCAGAUGGAAGAUAUUAUAAUGCUCAUAUCCAGGAAGUUGGAAAUGAGAACAAUUCAGUAACAGUCUUUAUUGAAGAAUUGGCAGAAAGGCACGUUGUUCCACUGGCUAACUUAAAACCAGUUACCCAAGUGAUGCCUUUUCCUGCCUGGAAUGCUAUGCCCAGUCGUAAAGGAAGAGGUUACCAGAAAAUACCUGGGGGAUAUAUCCCAGAAAUGGUUAUAUCAGAGAUGGACAUGAGGCAACAGAAGAAGAUGUUCAAGAAAGUUCGAGGGAAAGAAGUGUACAUGACUAUGGCUUACGGCAAGGGAGACCCCCUCCUCCCACCCAGGCUACAGCACAGUAUGCAUUAUGGGCAUGAUCCUCCAAUGCACUACUCAACAGCUGGCAAUGUUAUGUCUAAUGAACAUUUUCAUACUCAACAUCCAUCUCCAAGACAAGGUCGAGGAUAUGGGAUGCCCAGAAAUUCGUCUUGGUUUAUAAACAGGCACAACAUGCCGGGCCCUAAAGUUGGUUUUUACCCAGGCCCAGGUAAAAGGUGCUGCCAGAACUAUGAUAACUUCUCUUACAGAUCUCGUUCAUUUAGACGUAGUCACCGCCAGAUGAGUUGUAUGAAUAAGGAGUCCCAGUAUGGAUUUGCUUCAGGGAAUGGACAAAUGCCCAGGGGCUUGGAAGAAACGAUUACUUUUUAUGAAGUUGAAGAAGGGGAUGAGACUGCUUAUCCAACUUUACCUAAUCAUGGAGGUCCCUCUACAAUGGUUCCUGCUACUUCAGGAUGCUGUGUUGGAAGGCGGGGACAUAGCUCGGGCAAACAGACUUUGAAUUUAGAUGAGGGCAAUGGCCAGAGUGAAAAUGGGGGAUAUCAUGAAGAAUGUCUUUAUCCUGCAGAGCCAGACUAUGAAACUUCAGGUGUUUAUAGCACAACUGCAUCUACAGCAAACUUGGUAGGUAUUUAAUAAUAGCAAAGAGUUAUAGCUUCUACUAUUUACUAGGGUACUGUUAAGAGCUAUACAUAUAAAUGUAUUUAAAUCAGAACAACCCUGUGAGGCUUAGUAUCAUUCUCCUUUUGAAGAUGAAGAAAUUGAGACAGAAAUUAACUUAUUUUCUGGAAUUAAUCUAUUUAGAGAUAUUCUAACAGCAAUAAUGAUCUUUUAGAAGAUUUUAUGAUUUUUUAUUAGAAUGGAUCAUAAAUCUCACUUAAUAUAACAAAAGUUUGCUUCUCCCUUAUGCUAGUAGAGGUCUAUAGAAGGGCUUGCUCAGGUACUCAGGCUGAUGGAAGUUUGUCCAUGAUUGCUAAGGCAGGAAAUAAAAUUUGGUAAAUGGUGCACUGGCUUCUACAGCUUCCACCAGAGAUGAUACAUGUCACUUUCUUUUCCAUUUCACUGGCCAGAGCAGGUACCACUGAAGAGUUUAACUUCUCUGUGCCUGAAAGGCAAAAAGAAACAUUUUAACAGUGCUAAUAGCUAUAUCAUUCAACUUGCUCUCUCUCUCAUAGGCAGAACACUUGUUUCUACCUCAAAGGAGGCAUCCUAAAAGGUCCCAUUCAGUGUAAUCAAACUCAUAGCCUAAGAUUUCUGGGCUGUGUGUAGUACUUGUUAUAUUGGGUCCAGAUGUGGCUUCUUGUGAUCUUGAGACCAAAAACCAAAAAUGCAGAUUUUUUUUUAACCUCUCUCCCCAAUUUACAAUGCUGAAGCAGGCACUGAAAUUCCCACUCAGAAAGGGGGAAAAUGGGAGAUAAAAAACAGUUACUGUCCUGUAGCCAUUCUGAGACCUUUAUGGGCAAACGUUAUAAGUUCCCCCAGCGUACUCAUGGGGACUCUUCCCUGAAGAGUUAUCUUGUUCAUUUUCUGAGGCUCUUGGCUACUCCCAAGGCCUAUCCUUACUUGGCAAUAUUUCAAGUAGGCAUUGGAGAAUAAUCCUUCCUUGGCAACUGAGCAGCUUUCUAAGCUUGCUACUUACAGAAGAUUUGGAGGCCCAAGGGUGGUUUUAUCUCAAUUGAAUGGUUUUAGUUUUGGCUCAUGAUUUCUUUGGCUGCGAGAUUAUUUUAUUCUGCUUCUUUUGGUUUCAUGUACCAAUAACCAUACUACAAUUCUUUUCCAUAAAUAUACUACUAAGACUUGCUAUAAUUCUUUGUGUUUUUAAUCCUUAUAUUUUUCUCUACUUGAUUGCAAGUGGCUUGAGUUUAUCUUGCGUUGAUGGAAGAGCCAUGCCUUUUGGAAACUUUUCUACAGCCAUUUUGUUGAAGUGCAAGGAUUUACUAGAUGUUAUACCCUUAGUUGAACUCUGGCUUUGAGACAUCUUAUUGCAUUCAGGGGUUUUUAACAAAAGAGUUGCUGCAAGGUUAAGUUUUCAUGUUGUCGUUAUUCAAUGCAUUCAUCAAUAUUACCCUUUAUAGUUUAGGGUUGAAACAAUUGUUCCUUCAACCCUAUGAGUCCCUGUAUGCAAGGAAUCUAGUCCCUCUC
Molecule: messenger RNA, 4082 nt
Organism: Cebus imitator (Panamanian white-faced capuchin)
Lineage: Eukaryota; Metazoa; Chordata; Mammalia; Primates; Cebidae
Gene: ALG13
Product: ALG13 UDP-N-acetylglucosaminyltransferase subunit
Exons: 21
Coding region: 111-2576 (821 amino acids)
Biological process (GO): dolichol-linked oligosaccharide biosynthetic process; protein deubiquitination
Molecular function (GO): hexosyltransferase activity; cysteine-type deubiquitinase activity
Source: RefSeq, a predicted model, not a curated record